This is a messenger RNA of Mobula hypostoma (lesser devil ray), 2722 nucleotides long. It is a transcript of the gene pkd2l1, whose product is annotated as polycystic kidney disease 2-like 1. The transcript is spliced from 14 exons. Gene Ontology annotation, cellular component: membrane. Gene Ontology annotation, molecular function: calcium-activated potassium channel activity; muscle alpha-actinin binding; calcium ion binding. Gene Ontology annotation, biological process: potassium ion transmembrane transport; detection of mechanical stimulus. The record is from RefSeq and is a predicted model, not a curated record. Bases 14 to 1981 code for a protein of 655 amino acids. Lineage: Eukaryota; Metazoa; Chordata; Chondrichthyes; Myliobatiformes; Myliobatidae.
UACAACGGAAAUUAUGGAAAAACUAUACCUGACGUAUGGAAUGACCAGUUCAAAUGCCUACUACUACACCAAGGUCAUGUCAAAUCUCUUCCUCUCAACAGCAGUAGAUACACGGGUCACCUUCCAAACGAUCCGCAACAUGAAUGACUUUUGGGAUUAUGCACAGGGUCCGUUGCUGAAUGGAUUGUACUGGACCAAAUGGUACAACGGUGAUCUGAUCUCACACGGUCCUCAUUCAUUUAUUUACUAUGAAAAUAUGCUUCUGGGUGUUCCCCGAAUCCGACAGAUCAAAGUCAUGAAUAAUUCCUGUGUAGUCCAUAAGGACUUUCGAAAAGACAUCAUUGGAUGCUAUGAUAUUUAUACAACAGACAAUGAAAAUAAAUCGCCAAUCAAAAAUGGAACUGCGUGGACUUACUAUUCUGAGAAAGAACUCGGAGGUUCCUCACACUGGGGUAAAAUAACUGUCUACAGUGGUGGUGGCUAUUACCAGGAUCUCAAGACAAAUCUGAAUGAAAGUGCUGCAAUUCUGCAAGAUCUGAAGGACACCCUGUGGUUGGACAGGGGAUCUCGUGCCAUCUUCAUUGAUUUCUCAGUGUACAAUGCCAACAUUAACCUCUUCUGUGUUAUAAGGCUUGUGGUGGAAUUCCCCGCCACAGGUGGUGCAAUUCCUUCCUCACAGUUCCGCACGGUGAAACUGAUCCGUUACAUCAACAACUGGGAUUACUUUAUCAUAGCCUGUGAAAUUAUCUUCUGUAUCUUCAUCCUCUAUUACAUUGUGGAAGAAAUACUGGAACUCAGGCUUCAUAAACUACAGUACUUCAAAUGCAUUUGGAAUUGCUUGGACCUGGUGGUAAUUCUGCUCGCCUUGCUCUCGAUAGGAUUCCACAUCUUCCGCACCAUUAAAGUGAACAUACUGAUGGGAGAACUGCUGACCGACCCAGAAUCCUACGCUGACUUUGAGUUCUUGGCAUUUUGGCAGACCCAGUACAAUAAUAUGAAUGCUGUCAACUUGUUCUUUGCUUGGAUCAAGAUCUUCAAAUAUAUUAGCUUUAACAAGACAAUGACCCAGCUGUCGUCAACUCUAGCUCGAUGUGCCAAAGACAUUCUUGGCUUUGCAAUUAUGUUCUUCAUUGUUUUCUUCGCCUAUGCUCAGUUGGGAUAUCUUCUGUUUGGAACCCAAGUGCAAAACUUCAGUACCUUCCUCAAGUGCAUCUUUACUCAGUUUCGAAUAAUCCUUGGAGACUUCAACUUUGAUGAGAUCGACAAUGCCAACAGAAUCUUGGGUCCAAUUUAUUUUGUCACCUAUGUUUUCUUUGUCUUCUUUGUUUUGCUGAAUAUGUUCCUGGCCAUUAUAAAUGAUACAUACUCAGAGGUGAAGGCAGAUCUUUCUAACCAGAAAAGUGAACUUCAGAUUACAGACAUAAUUAAACAGGGCUAUAAUAAGGCUUUGAUGAAAUUAAAGCUGAAAAAAGAACGAAUUUCUGAUGUGCAGAAAACUCUUCAGCAUGGAUCCGAGAAGCUGGAUUUUGAAGAUUUUAGAAGCAAUCUUAAGGACUUGGGCCACUCUGACCAAGAAAUCAAUGAUACUUUUGCAAGAUAUGACCAUGAUGACAAUAAAGUCCUGGAUGAAGAAGAGCAGAUGAAGAUGAGGAAUGAAUUAGAAGAAAAGAAGAUUGCUCUGAAUGCUGAGAUAGCGAAGUUGGGAAAGAACAUGGACAAGUCAUCAGUUUUCAACCGUUCUGCUGACUUUGAUAAUGUGAAAAACAACAGCAACAAACCAAACAGCAGUGUAACCAAGGAGGAGUUUCAGGCGUUGGCACGCCAGGUUGUCCAACUCGAACAUUCCAUUAGGAACAUUAUAUCUAAAGUUCAUGCGAUCUCUGUUAAACUUGAGACAAUGGAAAAAGGCAAAGACGUGAAGGGAAAGUUGCUACAGAGUAUUCCAGAGGAUGAAAAACGUGAUCCAAUUGAGAACCUGUAACAUUCAAGAAAGAAAAGGCAGAAAAACUGGGACUCCAGCUUGGCUCCACACAAAACUCACAGAGGAGACUCACCCUGGUCACAACCCACCUUGCCCUGACCAGUCCUCAUAUUCUUCACCUUAAAGCAUAAGCAGCCGUCUCAUUCUAAUGCUCACCUUCAGAAACAAAAGCAUUCUGUAAAGGCUGCAUUGGACUCCUUUAACAAUGUGUAGUGCCAGCUGCAAACACCAUAAAAUAACAGCUGAUUUUUGAUUAUUUGAUUUCUCAUAAUUUAUCAUUUUGUUGUGCUUCAAACAGAGUAAAGAAAGAAAAAUGUAAAAUAUUUCUAAAUGCCAGUAAAUACACAGUUAAUUAGAAUAAUACUCUAAUUACACUUUGAGGAAGAUGGAUUUCCCCUAGUUUUAAAUUAUUGUUGAUGUGGCUGUUGGGUACUACGGAUAUAACUUUACUGAGUACAUGCAAUUUAAAUCAAUGACGAAUAAUCUGGUUCAAAAAUGUAAUAUCACUCAAAAUCCAAAAUGUGCUCGACCAUCUUUGGUCCCUGCCUUACCAAUCCCAAGAUAGCAAUUCCUGUCCCAUACUCUAAAUGCCAGCUGCUAACUCAAUUGCCCAACUGGCUUGAAGUCACUGCACACCAGCUGUCAAUGCGUAUACAGAAGGUCUGUAUCUCAAAACUCCCUUGUUUGUCCCUAAGUACGAAUCAAUGACCUUCCUUUUUGUUUACCCAGACUGAAAAUGAG